Auanema sp. JU1783 is the source of this 783-nucleotide messenger RNA. NCBI's taxonomy places the organism in Eukaryota, Metazoa, Nematoda, Chromadorea, Rhabditida, Rhabditidae. The record is from the annotation of a GenBank genome assembly.
AUGAAUAAGUUUGAAUUUCUGAGAGCUCAAUUCGCUCUAUCAUCACAUCCAACUUACAUCGACCUCAGCUUCGGAGAUAUAUUGAAGAUCUUGAGGAAAGAGGGUGAUGAUCUUUUUGUUCAAAAUCUACGGACUGGCUGUGAAGGCUUAGUUCCCCGCAAAUCUAAAGCGUUUUAUGUUGAUGUUAAGAGAGAUACAGUUAGUUACGUACAACCUGUGAUUUUGAUGGGCUCAUUUGCUGGAAUAAUGAUCAGUUUGUUAAUACAACGUGAACCGCAGUUAUUCAACUCGCCUAUACCUCAUACAACAAGAAUGCGGAAAAUUCAUGAAAAAGAUGGUUUUCAUUAUUGUUUUGUGAAGCGAACUACAAUGGAACAAAUGAUGAAUUGUGGCAUCUUCAUAGACUGCUACGAGAUUUCUGGGUACCUCUAUGGGAUAAGUGAAGCAUCCAUACGGACAGUAUCUCAGAAAGAAAAGAAACAUUGCUUGUUAGAUGAGAACACGGAGGUGCCGCGGCUUCUGCAUCGCAAAAUUCAUCCAAUUGUUAUUUACGUGAAUGCUCUCUCAUGGGAACAGCUAAGUCUGUUUGGGUAUUCUGAAACAGAUGCCAAGGCGAAAAUAGAAAGCUCUAAGGCACUUUUUGAGAAGAACAGGGCUUAUUUUCACGCUGUAGUGGAAGAGAGUUCAAGUGAGGAGAUGUAUCAUCGCUUGCUUCAUGUUAUAAGAAACUUGAGAGUCAACUGUUGGUUACCAAAAGUUGUGGAAAGAACUCGUCUUAUUUGA